Molecule: messenger RNA, 3533 nt
Organism: Mobula hypostoma (lesser devil ray)
Lineage: Eukaryota; Metazoa; Chordata; Chondrichthyes; Myliobatiformes; Myliobatidae
Gene: arhgap10
Product: Rho GTPase activating protein 10
Exons: 23
Coding region: 306-2615 (769 amino acids)
Biological process (GO): signal transduction
Cellular component (GO): cytoplasm
Molecular function (GO): protein binding; GTPase activator activity
Source: RefSeq, a predicted model, not a curated record
UGGAGAGCGCAGGCUCCGCCCUCUCCCGGGUGUUCAGCUCACUCUCCGCGGGUAGCUGUAGCUGAAAUCUUCGGGAGGCAAAGCCCGGCUUUGCUGGCUCUCUGUCACCGGGUCCAGGACCCCCCCAGCAGUGCAGCAUCGGAACUCCUACCCGCCUCACAGUUUCCCUUGCAGAGGAGAUCUCUGGCUGGUUUACGCUAGGUUCGGGAUUUGCUUGGUGGGACGACCACCCCCCCCACCCCACCCUCACCCUACUCCUCUCCUCGACACCCCCCCCCCACCGGCCUGACAAAACGCGGGAAGCUAUGGGGCUGCAACCGCUGGAGUUCAGUGACUGCUACGUGGAGAGCCCCCACUUUCGCGAGCGGCUGAGGGCGCACGAAGCCGAGCUGGAGAAGACGAAUAAGUUUAUCAAGGAGUUGUUGAAGGACGGGAAGGCGCUAGUCUUAGCCACGAAAAAUCUUUCAACUGCACAGCAGAAGUUUGCUCAGUCCCUUGGAGAAUUUUCCUUUGAAUUUAUUGGUGAUGCUGAGACAGAUGAUGAACGAUGCAUAGAUGAGUCGGUGCAGGAGUUCGCAGUAUUUUUGCGUACUCUUGAGGAACAAAGGGAAAUGAUGGCUCAUAACAUCAGUGAAACAUUUAUCAAACCAUUGGAAAGAUUCAGAAAGGACCAGAUCGGAGCAGCGAAGGAAGAAAAGAAAAAGUAUGACAAAGAAACUGAAAAAUACUACAGUACGUUGGAAAAACAUGUCAAUUUGUCGUCAAAGAAGAAAGAAGCGUCACUUUUGGAGGCAGAUAGUCAGCUAGAGUUGAUCCGGCAACACUACUAUGAAUUAUCAUUGGACUAUGUGUGUAAAGUGCAAGAAAUUCAAGAACGCAAGAAAUUUGAAUUUGUGGAGCCUAUGCUGUCGUUCUUUCAGAUGCUUUUUACAUUUUAUCAUCAAGGUUAUGAACUAGCCAAAGAUUUUGAUCACUACAAAACUGACCUGCACCUCCAUAUACAAAAUGCAAGGAAUCGAUUUGAGGGUGCCAGGACUGAAGUGGAGGGACUAAUGAACAAGAUUAAAAAAAAUCCUCAUGAGCACACUCGAACGACCCCAUUUACCACAGAGGGAUACCUUUAUUUGCAAGAAAAAAGAACAGGCCCCUUUGGUUCAAGUUGGGUGAAAUAUUACUGCACUUAUAAUAAGGAGACAAAGAGGUUUACCAUGUUGCAGUUUGAUCAGAGAUCAGGUGGGAAAAUUGGUGAAGAAGAUGCAUUUAUUCUUAAAUCAUGUACAAGGAAGAAAUCUGACUCCAUAGACAAGAGGUUUUGUUUUGAUAUUGAAGCAAAGGAUAGGCAAGGUAUUAUCACCCUGCAAGCUAUUACAGAAGAAGACCGUAGACAGUGGAUGGAGGCUUUGGAUGGAAAAGAACCAGUAUACUUAAUUACCAGGAGUAAUUUAAGAAAAGAAGGAUAUGUUCAACUGGAUGAAGUGGGUUUCAACAUAAUAAAGAAGUGCAUCCAUGCACUUGAAACCCGUGGACUCAAUGAUCAAGGUUUAUAUAGAGUGGUUGGAGUCAGUUCAAAAGUCCAGAGGCUGAUGAAUUUGUUGACUGAUGCAAAGACCUGUGCUGAACUUGAUCUCAAUAACACAAUGGAAUGGGAAACAAAGACCAUCACCAGUGCACUUAAACAGUAUCUGCGGAAUCUUCCGGAGCCUGUCAUGACUUACAAGUUGCAUUCAGAAUUCAUCUCUCUAAUCAAAAGUGGUAGUCCCGAAUCAAGAAUCCAGCCACUUCAUUCCCUCAUUCAUAAACUUCCAGAAAAGAAUCGCGAGAUAUUGGGCAUUCUCAUCAAGCAUUUGGCCAACGUAUCUAAUAAUGCAAAGCUGAACCUGAUGACCGUUGCAAACCUAGGAGUUGUAUUUGGACCGACUCUGAUGAGAGCUCGGCAGGAAAGUGUGGCUGCCAUCAUGGAUCUCAAGUUUCAGAACAUCAUUGUGGAAAUUCUAAUUGAAAACUGCGAAAAGAUAUUCGGGACAGUUCCAGAUGUUGGCGUGGGUCAGUCAGACAUCACUUCAGUGCCACCGCCAAAUAGACUGACCAGAAGGUCAGCACGUGGACCACGCCUUUCAAGACCCAUAGCAGUAUAUAAUUUUUCUGUUGGUCUGGAAAAAGGUGAAAAUCCCAGUGGUGCAGUAGAUGACACUCCAAGUGGAAGCAUGGAAUCCAUUUCUUCGCAUUCCUCAGUAACUACAACAUCUUCCAACUCCAACAGUCCCCCAGAACAAGCCAGGAAUCAUGUUCAUGCAAGCUGUGUCCAUUCUUCUGAAGGCCCGUCUUCUCUUUCAUCUACACCAAUGGUUUCCUGGUUCAAUGUCUCCUCAACAACACAGUCAUCAUCUUCCCAGUCUCCAACUGUGACUCCCACAAGUGAAGAAUCUCUGGACGGGGUUCCAAACCUUAAAGCCAAGGCUGUCUAUUCUUGCGAAGCUGAACAUGUCUCUGAGUUAUCCUUCAAAGUGGGAGCAAUAUUCGAAAAUGUUCACUCUUCACGGGAACCCGGCUGGUUGGAAGGAACCCUCAAUGGCAAAACAGGACUUAUUCCUCAAAAUUAUGUUGAGUUCCUGUAGCACUGAGCCUUUGAACUUUUUAAAAAAUGCUUUUCAUGGUAUCCAUGGCCAAUCACUUGACAAGACAGAAUUACCACUGGUCCUACCGUAGUUCCAAACCUUGCAUCUUAAAAUUGGAACAAAGGCAAAUGCUGAUUUGCAUAUUAACAUACCUAACCUGCAGCAUCUGUAAAACUUGUGUUUUUAAGUUAAAUAUAGGCUGAAGUGUUACUGUUACUUUGGCAUGCUACUUUAAUUAUCAUAGACUUUUUAUUCAUAGGAUUUAGGAGCUGGAGGGCAGCGUUUGAAGAUAGUUUUGUAAUAUACAAACAGCAGGUGUUAUUUUUGUAGCCCUAAAUUCUAAUAUCUAUUUCGCAUCACAGUUCAAUUCUACAUAUAAUUUUGUUAUGCUUUAUGCAUAUAAAUAAAAGAGAAAUUGCAGUAAAAAUGGGUGAGGAAGAAGGGGAGUUAUUUCUAUGCACUUUGGAUUUUGCAUUGUAGACCACGUCUAACAUCAGGAUGUUUCAAUUUUAAGAAACAGUGAAUAUGUUAUUGUAAAAUAUUUUUGACGUUGUAUAUUUGUGAAACAUUUUAAGUAAUUAGAUAGAUAUUGAAAACCAUCAGAUCUGCUGACAGCAUUUUUACAAGAUGUUAGUGAAUAUAUCGUGAGUUUUUAUUAAUGGAACAAUUCCAUUCAAAUUAUAACAAGCAGUUAUAAAUUCCAUGUUUGUAUAUUUCUGUUAAUUUUAACUUGAGAAAAUUGUGAACUAUAUUUAGUUUAAGACAUUGUUAUACUUGAGGAUUGUUCCAGCUUUAAUAGUUAUGUGGACGAAUGGUCAGCCUUGUCACAGACCUAAAGAUUUAAAAAUUAAUCUGGAUUAUCGUGUAAUGACAAGGGAAAAUAAAAAUCACUGCCUAUAGAAGUUUUGAGAUUUUAUU